Molecule: messenger RNA, 1809 nt
Organism: Zygotorulaspora mrakii
Lineage: Eukaryota; Fungi; Ascomycota; Saccharomycetes; Saccharomycetales; Saccharomycetaceae
Gene: SRP68
Product: signal recognition particle subunit SRP68
Exons: 1
Coding region: 1-1809 (602 amino acids)
Biological process (GO): SRP-dependent cotranslational protein targeting to membrane
Cellular component (GO): signal recognition particle, endoplasmic reticulum targeting
Molecular function (GO): 7S RNA binding; signal recognition particle binding; endoplasmic reticulum signal sequence receptor activity
Source: RefSeq, a predicted model, not a curated record
AUGGGUAUCUUUUCCCCAAUAUCAGCAACCUAUGGUGUGCGUGUAGACCAGUUACUGGAAACCGCUGAUGACUACCGCAGAUACCAUUCGAAACUGAAUAGGAAGUUACAGGGUUUGAGACAUCGCUGCCAAGUUGUAACAAAAGAUACUAGGAAAUAUUCAAGCAAAGAAAAAUAUAGUAAAUUCGAUAAUACAGAAUAUGACCACAAAAAUAAAUUGUACGGUGUUCUAGUCUUGUUGCAUGCAGAAAGAGAUUUAUCAUUGGUUGAAAGACUGAAGUUAAGAGCUCGCCAAAGAGGUAAGUUCAAGACCAGCGAGAAAAGAGUUUUGCGUACCAGACUUAGAAGGGCGGUUCAGACUACGGAAAGAUUGGUUAACUUAACUAAAAACGAAGGCCAAUGGGUCACUCGUAUGCAAUACCUUAUUUAUCGAAAAUUGGUGCACGUUGAGUAUCUAGCACACGGAAAUCUCUCUAAGAACAAGGAUAGCAAAACUAUUUCGAAAGAAUUAUCAUUAUGCUUUGCAGCCUUGUCGCACUUGCGUCAAUCAAAUUUGAUUUCUGAAACUACAUUCGAUUUUUUGCAAGGAACUUAUGAGUACACUCUGAAGCAACAUGCUGGGAAUAUUCUUUCAACAGCCGAACUUAAAAAUUUUGUCGUUACCAAGGUUGGUGAAGCACAUGAAACUGAUGAUGAGUUGGCAAAGUUGCUAUUUUCGAAUGGCUACAAGAUAGAGCUGCAAGAUAUUAAAAGAGAUGAUACGGGCUCUCUAGAAAAAAUCCAAUGGAGAGCAUUUACUGCGAGGAUUCACGACCUGCAGGUUGAAAACUUCAUCCAAGAAGCGCAAAGCAUUGUGAUAAAAAAUAUCUCUAGUUUUGAUGAUAAGUUGUCAAAAUGGCAGCAGGCCCUGGAGAGACAGGAAGAACGUAUUGAGAAUCACGAAGCGCAAGAGGAAGAAGAGGAAGAAGAGUUUGAUGGGGUUGAAAGCUCUGAGAACGAUCAAAUAUUACUGGCCUUUAUCAAGUACAACAUGCUAUUCACUUCAAUCUUGAGAGAUAACUAUCUUUUCAACCAAUUAUGGAAUCAAUGGACAAAGUUGGGUACUUCUAUGCCAUCCAAAUUGACCAAAUAUAAGGAAAUUGAACGUAUAGUUAACAACCUAUUGAAGUAUCUACAAGAUAUAAUGGAACUUCCAGGCGUUUACUCUGAUGAUAACCUUUUGGCGCAGCUUCAGCUUUGCAGAAUACAUUUCAAGUUGACCUUGAGCUCAGGCUGUCUAGCUUCUAUUUAUCAGUCCAAGGGCGAAUACAUGAAAUCUUUGGCCCUGCAUCUUGAUGCGCAUAAACAACUCAGUGCCUCACUAAGAGAUGUUGGUGAUUUAAACGAAAUAAUUGUUCCAAGCGACAUAUUAUCUCAAAGAAAGAUAAACUGCUUACAACACUUGAUAAAAACAGGGUGGACUAGCGUUCUUGCUCUCGCUCAAUAUGAGAAAAGGCUUGCAGAAAGGGAACAAAAUAAAUAUGAGCCCUCAUUGAUUGAGCGAUUAGAUUUUGGCUCUGUCAAACCAGAAAUGAUCAAGUUAGAUAAUAUGUUUCCAUUAAGGCCAAAAUUGGGACCAGUUCCCAGUAAACCAACCCUUUUCGAUUUAGCUUUUAAUUACAUCAGCUAUGAAACGACAGACGAACAAAAACAAAAUGAAGCAAUUACAACUGAGCAGUCAGCAGCAUCAUUUCCAGAUGAGAAGGAGCGUGCCCAAACACAGCAAGAGUCAAAUAAAAAGCGCGGGUUUUUAGGAAUCUUCAGCCGUUGA